Molecule: messenger RNA, 1011 nt
Organism: Ostertagia ostertagi
Lineage: Eukaryota; Metazoa; Nematoda; Chromadorea; Rhabditida; Trichostrongylidae
Source: the annotation of a GenBank genome assembly
AUGCCGUCUGGUGGAGCAAAAGGGUUCGGUGGCACCGAAGGCUUCAUGGCACCAGAAAUCGUCGACUGUUUUUCGUUUGGGAUGUUUUUAUACGAGCUGAUCACUCUCAAGCAUCCCUUCGAAGGACAAGAGCACGUGAAAGAACGUUUAUUGGGAGGCGCUCGGCCACGUGAGUUGUUAGUUCCAUCACCAAUGUUGGACCUGGUAAUCCACUGUUGGGCAACAUUGCCAGACGAUCGGCCGUCAUCAUCUCAGCUUGUGGGAUAUUGUUCUGCUCCUGAAUUUACUCACAUACUUGAUGUUUGUGAGCUUGAUGAGGCUUUACCACCCUCCUCUGUUCUACCUUACUAUAUUGGUGAUGAUAUGGAUGAUCCAGACGAUUUUGAAGCUCAACUUUGGUUAGGUGGUAAAAAUAUAACGGUGAUGAGUUGCACGCAGUAUGGAUGGCUGGAUCAGAAGGUCGUUGAAACAUCUCUUCGUCCGCGAUUCACCAAUAGAGUUCGUGAUACAGUUUGGUCCUGCGACGAGAGUGGUGAAGUCACGGUUUUCGCCUCGUCCCUGCACGAGUUGACGCGAUUGCAGUUGCCUUCACUCACUGCACCAAUUAUUCGCGCUCCAGAAUUGAUCGGCUCUGAUGUGCUUCUACUGGUGACUGGGCGUCAAUUGGUCCUCCUUCGGCUUAGCGAGUCUAAUUCAGUGGUCCUGCUUGCAGCUCUCGACAGCCCGUUUCCAAUCAAAACCGCGGCUGUGGUUGUGCAAGCCAGCAGCAGGCAAAUCUGGACAGGCCAUCCGGAAGGACGUAUAUCAAUACAUUAUCUCAGCCAAGAGGACAAGUUUUCGUUUUCUUCCUCGUUAUAUUUGCCGGAAGACAACGUUAUUGUCCGAGACAUUGUGACUAGCAGAGAUGGAAGCAAUGUGUGGGUAACAACUGAAGGAGGCUCUCGCGUGUUCUGUUGGGAUGUGGAACGACGUCAAAUCAGCUCAUCUCUGGACAUCCGCAAAGUUAUGCCA